Messenger RNA from Merops nubicus (carmine bee-eater), 1797 nucleotides. It is a transcript of the gene GPRIN2, whose product is annotated as G protein regulated inducer of neurite outgrowth 2. Bases 1 to 1797 code for a protein of 598 amino acids. Gene Ontology annotation, cellular component: plasma membrane. The transcript has a single exon. The record is from RefSeq and is a predicted model, not a curated record. Gene Ontology annotation, biological process: neuron projection development. Lineage: Eukaryota; Metazoa; Chordata; Aves; Coraciiformes; Meropidae.
AUGUCAGCUGACAGCCACCAGCUCCACACUCAUUCCUACCAGGACUCACUAAGUUCUACCUGUGACGGUCUCUUGAAUGUCAACAGUCACCCCCUUUCCAAGAGCUCCUCAAAUCUGGCCUGUACCAGGCAAUCCAGUUUAGAGGAGAGGCAAAGCAGCAAACAGGAGCUGAAGAAAAGCCAUAGUAGCACCAUCUGCCAUACCCCGGGAAGCAAGAGUGAUGCCAGGAGCCCUGGGUGGUCCUUCUCACAGCCCAGGAUGACAGGACCUGGAUCAGUGGUCCAAACCAGAAGUGACCAGACAGCCAGUGACAAUUCAGAGAGCAGAACUAAGACUACAAACCAUUUUCUUAUGGCUGGACAGUCCUCAGCAUCCUGGGAAACGGGGGACACUAAGAUCUGUGUAAAGAGCAGUACUGUUGAGAACGUUUCUUCAGCCCGCAUUGUCCACCAGCAGAGCACGUGUAAAAUGGAAGAACCAGGAACUGCCCUCCAGAGAAGCCACUCAGACCUAACUUGCAGUUGCAAACAGCAGACACACAUCACUCACGUAGAAACCAGUGCUACUCACUCCAGCCUAAGCUCUUCUAGCUGCAGGCAUGAUCCACCAGUGGCUAGAAUGUCUUUCCAAACACAGAGGUACGGAUCAGAAACAAAUGAAAGUACACCCCACUAUCAAAACCUUGUGACUCAUUUUCCAGUUCUACCUAGAGACCAAAAAGUACCCACAAAUAGCUUUGACAGUGGUGGUAUUCCACGUAACACUACUGUUUACACAGAUCCUGGCACGUUUCACACUGCUGUUCUGGGACCCCACCUGCCUGGAAAUGGUUUCUCAAACAGGACCGUGUUCAGUCAAGCCACUGGGAUUAUUUGUGGUGGUCUGACUUAUGGAAAUAUUCCAAACUCUGCCUACUCUCCCAUGGUGAUGACAGUCCAUAACAGCUCUGCAGGGCCCUGUAACAUGAGGCAGGACUCUUGUAUGAAGGUAGAUGCCACCAUCCCUGCCUAUUGCCACUCUUUGCCCAUACCAUCUAUACAGCUCGUUCCACAGCUGCUGUGCUCGGUUAGUGAGUCAGGAAAAGAGCAGACACCACCUGGCUAUUUUCACUCCUUUUCUACUUCAGACAUUCUGACGUAUCCUAAGCUGGUGUCUUCAGUAAGUGAGUCAGGCCUGGAUGCUAAGAGAGUCCUGAAGUGUUGUAGCAUUCCUGGAGAACAGCUGGAACAUGCUCAACGCUGCGCUCAGCAGGAGAGCGCUCCUCCAGAGACAAAGGCUGCCUGCCUUGCCUUCAGUAGCCAGCAAGGUGCAGACAUGGUACUGACAACUAAAGAUAUGUGGACUAUGACCUCUAUGAAUGAUUUAACCAAAGGACUAAAACCAGCUCUUGAGCGUAGAGAUGCCCAGGUACAAACUCUUCCAACCAUGGAGUGCAAAUCCGUGGCAACAAGCCCAGCGACCGCAGCAGAAGGCCACUCACAUAUGUUCCCAGAGGUGAACCUGGAGCAAGACUUGGAGGCUUCCAAAUCUCCAGUGCGUGAAGUGAGAUGGGAUGAUGAAGGAAUGACGUGGGAAGUGUACGGGGCGUCUGUGGAUCCAGAAGUCCUUGGGUUAGCCAUUCAAAAACAUCUCGAGAUUCAAAUAGAACAAUUCCAGACAGAGCCUGCUCAGCUGGCUGAGAAAAGGAAGGAGGAACCAGCUCCUGAUAAAACGAGUAAAAAAAGGCCAUUCAGGACAAUGAUGCACUCGCUGAGAUAUCCAAGCUGUUGUGCUCGUUCCAGUACUGCAGUGGAGUGA